Messenger RNA from Ostreobium quekettii, 831 nucleotides. Lineage: Eukaryota; Viridiplantae; Chlorophyta; Ulvophyceae; Bryopsidales; Ostreobiaceae. The record is from the annotation of a GenBank genome assembly.
AUGGCGGGCCAAGCACAGCAGUGGCCAGCGGGCGCCCUGGUGGCCACGCCCCAGCCUGACGCUGCCGACCAGGCCGGCCUGCGCAUCCAGCUGGUCUCCCAGCAGCAGGCCAUGUCGAUGUCCCCCCUCGUUGACGCGAGCACGCCCGCCGCCCUGCAGCAGUGCGUGUACCCCAUGGUGCUCACCCCGCUGGAGCCGGCCAACAACCUGCCGCCCAGCGCUGCCGCGAGCGCCGCUCCCGCGAUGAUCAGCCUGGCGAUGCCCGGGCAGGCCGGCGCGCUGGCCAAGGGGCUCGACGCCGGCGUGGUCGAAAAGAUGGCGGCCGUGGCGGCAGCGGGAGAUGCGGCCAACCCGGGCAGGGGGGCCGGGUCGCUGUCAGACCUGCCGCCGGCGGUGAAGCUGCAGGUGCUGGAGGCGAUGGGCCUGCAGGGGCUGAUCUCGCUGGGCGGCAACGAGGGGGGCGGACCCGGCCUGGGGCCCAAGCGGGAGGGCGAGGCCAGGGGGAGCGAGGUGCAGGAGCUGAUGCAGCAACAGCUGGCGUUCACGAUGAUCCCCAACGGCGGCGAGGACGCGAAGGGCCUGCGACGGGGGGGACGCUCGCCGCAGAGUCCCGAGGACAGGCACACCAGCGCCAAGGAGCGCAACAGGCUGGCGCAGCAGCGCUUCCGCGAGCGCCAGAAACAGAGGAUCGCGGGGCUGCAGAACAAGGUCACGGAGCUGACGGCACAUGUGCACGUGCUGCAGGCUGAGCUUGACCAUCUGAGGAAAGAGCGCGAGGCGCUGCUGAUGGAGCUGAAGAACCGCGGCGUCGCGUGGCCCGUGCAGCAGUGA